Messenger RNA from Bufo gargarizans (Asiatic toad), 3432 nucleotides. RefSeq names its product cerebellin 4 precursor (gene CBLN4). The record is from RefSeq and is a predicted model, not a curated record. The coding region runs from base 256 to 876 and encodes 206 amino acids. The transcript has 3 exons. Lineage: Eukaryota; Metazoa; Chordata; Amphibia; Anura; Bufonidae. Gene Ontology annotation, molecular function: protein binding.
GCCAUGUGAUGAGUCUGGAUCGGGCUGCAGGGUGGAUCGAUACCCCAGCAGCUCCAGGAUGAUCUGAUGGAGGUGGUAGUUACAUGAUGGCCACCUCCAGGCUGCUGCUCCACGAGCCUCCUCGUCAGUGAUCUCUGUGGAUGAGGAGUUGGAGGAGUUGAGGGUCUGGGCUGCGGACAGGAGACUUUUCUUCCGGAGAGGGGGGAACAUUUUGGAGACGGAGAAGCUUUUUGUGGCUGUUUCGCGGUAGAGGAGAUGCCGGGACUGAAGAGGCUGCGCUCCGGGGGGCUGUCCGCGGUGCUGGCGGCUGUCACCUGCGCGCUCCUGCUGCCAGCCUGCCCUGCCCGGGCACAGAAUGACACCGAGCCCAUAGUUCUGGAGGGCAAGUGCCUGGUGGUAUGUGACUCCAACCCGGCCACUGACUCCAAGGGCUCGUCCUCCUCACCUCUGGGGAUCUCGGUCAGGGCGGCAAAUUCCAAGGUGGCGUUCUCUGCCGUCAGGAGUACCAACCACGAGCCCUCCGAGAUGAGCAACAAGACCAGGAUCAUCUACUUCGACCAGAUUUUAGUAAACGUGGGAAACUUUUUCACGCUGGAAUCAGUGUUUGUAGCUCCACGGAAAGGAAUCUACAGCUUCAACUUUCACGUAAUAAAGGUUUACCAAAGUCAAACAAUACAGGUCAAUCUGAUGCUUAAUGGGAAACCAGUCAUCUCAGCUUUUGCUGGGGACAAAGAUGUCACUCGUGAGGCAGCUACCAAUGGAGUUCUUCUGUAUCUGGAUAAAGAGGACAAAGUUUACUUAAAACUAGAGAAAGGCAACCUGGUCGGCGGUUGGCAGUACUCUACAUUCUCUGGCUUUUUGGUGUUCCCUCUGUGAAGUCUGUGACAAUCACCCAGGUGCAGGAUACUAGACAAACCCUUCACCUUUGUUAUUUGAAGAUCAUUCUCGUCAUUGAUGGACUGGUGUCUCUCUCGAGUGACUUUUCAUGGUGGAAUUUGGAGUCGAUUCCAAAAACAUUUCAAAGAAAAUAUUUUGUGUGUUUGCAGUACAUUUGGAGUCCAUCAGACAAUGAAUAUAUAUGCCUAAUGUUGCAAGUCUAAAGCUGCCUGCAACUUCUAUUCACUGAAAGGAAUUUAUCUAAAAAGGAAAAAAAAAUGUCAUAGGCCAAUACAAUGAGGACAAAGGAGGUUGAUUUAUUGUAGUUUACGUUGCAGACUUCAAUGUAAGAUUCACUUGUUACUAAAAGCGUAAUAGUAUUUAUAUAAUAAGAAUACUUGAUGAUGGCGGUUGCAAUUAUCCUGACAUCAUUUGAGUUUUACCAAUGUGGUUAACUUAAUGGAUGAUCAAAACUUGACAUUUGAUGUAAUCUUGAAUGUGUCUUCAAUGUGUAAAGCUAACCAAUUCUGAACGUGUAAAGCUAACCAAUCUUGAACGUCUAAAACUAGCCAAAUGGUGGAGAGUUAAAGGGGAAGUAUCAUUGCUUGUUGAGUUGUUUUGUCUUAAAGAAAACCUACAGACUUCUCACUCCCAUGUCACCUCCACAUGCUUCAUAUUAGCCUGUGCCCUGUAUUGACUAUGACAGUAUGGUUACCACAUUGUAGAAGCUUGGGGCUAUCACCUUGAUAACAAGCCCAGUCCUCAUUGGGUUAUGGUCAGUCUAACAUGAUGAAAUGCCUGCAGUUCUCUUCAAUGGAUGGCUUUAUAAGAAAAGAAUAGUCCCAGAAUUUGGCUAUAAACGUUUUAAUGAGACUAGAUGGGUGCCACUAUAAUUAUAGGAUAUUCCCAUAUUUUUAUUUGCUCCACAACAUAAAAAUAAUGAGCCAGCUUUACACAUAUUCUUUCUUAGAAAUCUCCUACCAUUUUGUGUAUAUAGCUCUUAUGCAUAGUUGUCUCUAUGGUUCACAUCUAUAACAAAUUCUGUAUGUAGCCUCAUCCUGCAGACGUGUAUUACUCUCCACCUUCUUGCUAACUUUCUCGUGAGCACUGUACAGUGCAAGUAAGUAAUAUUCACACACAUGUUUCAGAAAUCAUAGAUUGUGCCAAAGUCAUGAAGGAAGGAGAGGAGAGAAAGACACUAACCAGUGCAUUAAGAGAAGGGGAAACAGAAAACAGCUUGUCAGGGGACACCCACUGAGCCCAGAACCUGCAGCUCCACAAGAAGCAUGUCAAAGCAAACAGAAAUCAAUAACUUAGAUCAUCGUAAAUUUCUCGAAAGAUCUCAAGAUCACUAAAGGAGCACAUACCCUUAAACUGGAUCUUCUUAAGUGGACUCCAUGUCCUAUCUGUUGAUUUCUUGAGACAAUAGAGUAAAAGAUGAUAUUUCCCCUUUAAUCUCUCCUACCACUUCUGCGGUCUAAUUAAAAAAGAAAUUGAAAAAGUUUUUGCAAGGUGUUCAUAAGCAGCAUGAUCCAACAAUAAAAUAAAUAGAUCAUAACAAUGACAAGAAAAUGCUUACCCGACAUCCAAGUCAUCCAUCUUGUCGAGCUCUGCAAAAAACAGCUUUGCCCUGCAGGACGGCUCAAUCUCACUGCUCAAGUUUAAUUAGCAUGAUUGAUCAUAUGCACUUUAUUAGAAACCUGGGGAUGCUUUUUCUACCAACGGAAUCACUUUUAUCCCAGGAAGAGGAUCUUGUGUUUUUUUUUAAUUUUAUUUCAUAUUGUAUCUUAUGAUUUAUUGAUUGCACAUAACGUAUUAGUUGAUGCCUUAAAAAUGAUGAAAUAAAAGAGUAAAUUAUGGGAAAACAAAAGGAAGAUAGAAAAAUAUAUUUCAUAUGUCAUGGGGACAUUAGUUGAUAGUAAGUCUAUUUGUAGAGUAGAAGUCAAUAGAUUUUACCUCUCAGUGUCACCGUUAUAUUUAAUAAAAGUUCAUCUGUUACAGAAAUUAUGACCUUCGAGUUUUAAAAAUGCAAACCCAGAUGGAAUCUCAAUGUAGUCUUAAGAAAUAGUCAUCUGACAGUUGACAGGUGAAGGGUAAUUGCCUCCAAGCUAAGUUCCUUGUCAUCAAAGUAUUCUGAAGGCCCCUUAAUAUGGGCUGACUGUGCAGGUAAAUAUCAGGAGUGAACGUUCCUUCUCGAUAGUUGCUUGAUCGUGAGCAGGGGUAAGAGCUGCUAUAAUUGUCCCCAUACAGAGUUAUUAUUUGUGGGCAGCAGAUCCCUAUUUACACAGAGCUAUCUCCUACCCAGAAAUAAUGACUUUGGGUAUCACAUCAGGAAUGCCGUCACCUGAUGAUCAAGCUUGUUUAUCAGGCACGUAUUACACUGGCCAGUUAUUGGGAAUGAGCAUUCCGAGGAAUGCUCAUUUCCGAUAUUUGCCUCCAUUGUUGUCCAGUGUAAAGAGUCCUUUAGGCGAGGAUGGAAACAUAACACAUAAUUGGAUAGUUUUGUUAAGCCCCAAAUCAACAGUUCAAACCAAUAUUUUUGAUAGAUACAAUGAA